Lemur catta (Ring-tailed lemur) is the source of this 3537-nucleotide messenger RNA. RefSeq names its product peptidyl-tRNA hydrolase 1 homolog (gene PTRH1). The transcript is spliced from 4 exons. Gene Ontology annotation, molecular function: peptidyl-tRNA hydrolase activity. NCBI's taxonomy places the organism in Eukaryota, Metazoa, Chordata, Mammalia, Primates, Lemuridae. The coding region runs from base 95 to 883 and encodes 262 amino acids. The record is from RefSeq and is a predicted model, not a curated record.
GCGACUUAGGGGCUCCCGGGCCUCAGCUCCAAUUCUGCCAUUUGUCCUGGCCAAAGUCCCCCAAAUUCCUUAUGUCAGUUUUCUUAUCUAGAAAAUGGGUCCAGUACUAGAGGGGCUCCAAACUUCAGGAACUCCGCUGUUGCACCGGGGGGCCCUGCCUGCCCAGCCCACCGGAGUCCCCAGGGGUUUCUGGGCCCUUUCUUCGCGCCCCUUACCCACCCCAGCCUUGGUCUGCCUCUUUCCGCCUCUGCUUUGGGUCCCAGGGGACGUUGUGCGAUCUGGGGUGGCAAGAGUUGUCGGGCCUCAGUUUCCCUGGUGCUGCCCGCAGGUGGCUGGUCUGGGGAACCCCGGCCUGCCCGGCACGCGGCACAGCGUGGGCAUGGCGGUGCUGGGGCAGCUCGCGCGGCGGCUAGGUGUGGCGGAGAGUUGGGCGCGCGACCGGCGCUGCGCCGCCGACCUCGCCCUGGCCCCCCUCGGGGAUGCCCAGCUGGUCCUGCUCCGGCCGCGGCGGCUCAUGAACGCCAACGGGCGCAGCGUGGCCCGGGCCGCGGAGAUGUUUGGGCUGACUGCGGAGGAGGUCUACCUGGUGCACGAUGAGCUAGACAAGCCCCUGGGGAAACUGGCUCUGAAGCUGGGGGGCAGUGCCAGGGGCCACAAUGGAGUCCGUUCCUGCAUUAGCUGCCUCAACUCCAGUGCAAUGCCGAGGCUGCGGGUGGGCAUCGGGCGCCCGACGAACCCUGAGGCAGUACAGGCCUACGUGCUGGGCUGUUUCUCGCCCUCGGAGCAGGAGCUGCUGCCUCUGUUGCUGGAUCGAGCCACUGACCUGCUCCUGGACCACAUCCGUGAGCGAAGCCAGGGGCCCUCAGCAGGUGUCAGCCCCUGACACUAGUGUCCAUGGCUGCCUGCCUGACUGCAGUGCCACAGGCCUAGCCAUGGCCACAGAGCUGCCACACCAACCUUGGUAUCCACUAUUUAUACACUGUUCUCUGGGCUGCUCCGGGCUGCCUGCAGAUUAAAGGGGGGGACUGUAGCUAGAACGGUCCGUUGCUGGAGUAUGGGGUCGGUCUUCUCUCUGUGUCCUACUUAGGGUGUAGAACGUCAGGAAGACUAAACUUUUUGAGUCUUUUUAGAGAACUGGAGGCAUGGAUCUGUAAGAGCAAAGAUGCUGUCUUGGAAGCUGAGGCCUAUUGAGGGGGAGCCCACCCUUCCUCUGCCAUUGGGGGAAGGAACAACAGCCACCCUCCCCCAGGUGAUGCGUAGGCAUGCCUUAGCCCUCUGAGGCCUGGCCACACCUUUCUUCAGCCCAUUUUACAGAUGGGAAGGCUCAGAGAGGUCUGGCCACAUCCCCAAGGCCACACAGCUACUGCCUAGCAGAGCCCCACCUUGUACCCAGGGCUGGCUGCCAUCUUGCUGUCCCUGGGGCCCUUGGAACCCUCACCUCAGGGGUGCUGUGUGCCCAGAAGGUCCUCAUGCGGGUGGCAUGUGAGAGCAGCCUGAGGUCCUGGGGGUUAGCUGGGACAUGGCCCUGGUAAGGCACCAGGCCUAGAUCCCCGGGCUGGUACGUUGCGGUGCCGGAAAGCUGCUGCAGCAGAGACCCGACCCUGGGCGGCUGGAUGUUGGACUGGCUGUUGGGGAGUGGGGGGACAUCACCUCCGUUUCGCAGAUGAGGAGGCAAGGUGCAGAGAAACAUAGGGGAGCCAGGUUUCUGGCCCAGGAUCAGCUGAGCACAGUCCCUGGAUGGGUCCCAUGGCUGCGUCCCUUUUCCCUGCUCCCCAUGCCGCCUCCUUUCCCACUCACCUCUCCUUGGGUGGGCCUUGGGGCUGGGACUCCUGGCAGGGACACACAGCCAUCGGGGGUCUCGGGGCCAUGGCAGAGCUGAGCAUGGCCAGCAGUUGCUGCAGCAUAUCUUUGCAGUGCAGCAGGAACACCACAUCGAAGUCGCCCUCCUCUUCCGCUUGCAUCUGCUGGUGGGGCAGGGGGAUCAGGCCCACAAGGGCCCCCAUGCCUGCCCUCCCCUGGGAAGCUCCAGCCCUGUGCCCAUUGCCCCCAGGUGCUCCUGGCUGUGGUGGGAUACCCAUUCUCCUGUUGGGAAGACUGAGUGAGGCUUGAGGCUUUCUAGAGCCUCAAAGAAGGACACACUUGUCAGGAGUGUCUCGGGGCAAGAGGGGCCUCUGAGCUGGCCCCAGCCAACCCCUUCCAGGCCUGUUCUUUGCAGGUAGCUUCUGUCCCAGGCCUGCUCCCCUCACACCCUCCUCUGCUUCCUGCUUACCUGCAGAAUGUCCUGGAGCAUGGAGGUGGCCCGGUUCAGUGUCAUCUCCAGGCUGGCCCGAGCCCUCUGCUCUUCAGCCAGCUUUUGCUGCAGCUGCUGUGCCUCAGCCUGCUGCUGCUCCAGCUGCAGGUUCAGCUGGUCUCUCUGGCCCCUGGGCCCAGGCUCAGGGUGAGUCAACGGCCUCCCCCUCCCGGGGCUGUGGCUGGUACCACCUGGGGCCAUGGGCCCUGCCAUUUCUCUCCAGCCCACAGGGUCCCCAUCCAGCCCCAGGCCUCAGCCUAUCUGACAGGCCCCUCCAGAGAGGGGAAGUCACUGGCCCUGGGUCAUUUAGCCAAAAAGGGCUGGGCUUCAGCAUCACCUCCACCUGCUCCCACCCACCUAGGCCCUCCUGGGCACACCUUGUGGCCUGGCUGUCGGUCUGCAGCUGCAGGAAGCUCUGCUCCAGGUGGCUCAGCAGCAGGCGCAGCUGCUUGGCCUCCGCCAUGCUCUGCUGCUGCUCCCGACACUUCUCGGUCAGCAUGAGGAUGACCUGUGGGUUUGGCAGGCAGCCGCGAGCAGAGCUGAGCAGAGCCCCCAUCUCCGGGGGUGGCUCUGCUUUAAAGCAAAUAAAGAAAACCCAGAGCUGGCCCAGCACCCUGGGGACCCCUCGAGUGGCGCCCCUACCCCCCGCCCUCAGCCUCCCUCCCUCGUUGCUUGGCUCCACCCCUGCAGGGUGCUCAGGGUUCCCUCCUGCCGUAAGUGCCAAAUGCCCUGUGACAGGGCUUGCAGGCGCACCUUCUGGUGGCCUCUUCUGUGGCUGGCCAUGACCUUCUGGGUGUUCUCCAGCAGCUCCAGCUGUUUGCACAGCUCGUCCUGGCUGCCCUUGAGCUGCUCAUUCUCCUGCAGCAGCUGCACGCCUUGCUGGGACAUCUUGGCCAGCUGCAGGGUCACGCUGCUGUUCUCCUGGAUGGCCCGCUUCGUCGUCUCCCACAUCUGGUUAGUGGCCACCUUGUGGAACUCGGUGGCUACCAGGUUCACGCGCUGGAUGAUCUCUUUCCUGAGUCUGGUUAGGAAGGUGGGGUGCAAGGGGGUCAGGCAGAGUGGGCACAAGCCCUGGGCACCCCUCUUGGGGUCCCCAGAGUGCCUAGGGCCAUUAAAAACCUGUGCUCUCCCCUCCAAAGGUAUGCGGCCAUGGGUAGGGAGCUCUUCCCUGUAGACCCUCUGCACCUUUGGAAUUUGAACCAUUUUAAUUACCUAUUACAUAAAUAAAAUUUAAACCACCAAAUGUG